GGGAUCUCCAAGUUGGGGUUAGGUUUUCGCGCCAAGACGGUGAGCGAAUGAUUGGGCUCACCCACACCAGUCUGCACCCACAACUCGAGAGAAAAGUUUACCAAAGGAGACCCUGGGGAAUCAAUCGCAAUUGCACACCGGACACGAAGCAACGUCGUCACGAGAAUACCCGAACCACCCGAACCGCCCCAGCCAAACCGACGGAAAUGGGGGACUACUACCGCGGCGGAAAUAACAGAGACGGAAACAGAAGGGCGCCCAAGAGACGGCAUCGGUCUGAGGAAGCCGAUGGAGACCAUCCCCGUGGCGGCGGCGGACGCGGCGGCCGGUACGAACGCGAAGAUCCACUGCAACGGUUGAAGCGCGAGACUAUACAGAUUGCCGAAUCGCCGCUGGUCAAAAUUGAGGAUGCGAUCAAGAACAUUGCUACCGGGUUCACCGCCGGGUUCGCGGAUGAGGAUUUCCGCGAGGGAUAUGUGCAGUGUCUACAUGAUCUUGUUGUCGAGCAGCCGUUCAAGAUCCCGUUCGUAGCCACGAUCGUCAGAGUCGCGAACUCCGAGAGCGAAGAGGCCGGUAAGGCGGUCAUCGACAAUAUGGCGGAGGCGCUGCAGAGGGAGCUACAGAUCGGCGACUUCCAGAGGGUUAAGCUUAGGCUGCGGUUCUUUGCGUGUCUGGGAGACAUGUGUGGUAAACCAGGUGUCGGCCCGAUACUGGACGCGCUCACCGAGAAGCUCCCCUCGUAUGAGGGUGAAGGGAAUGAGGGAUUGCUGCUGGAGAUUCUUUACAUCAUCUUGAUCACCAUCCCGUAUGCGAUUGUUUCAACGUCGGACUUUGACGAGUCGAUCGCGACCGCCUUGCUCGAGAAGCUCGAUAGGUUUACGCUCAUCAAAGCACCCAUGCAGAGUCUCUUCGACCCUUUCGCUGGCAACACAGCACCAUACAAUGACCCUCGAUUCGAAGGUCAGCACAUGGCACGGGCUCUGACGUUGAAUCUGAACCUCUUCUUGACCGGUGUAAGGGACAACGACUUCACCACCAUACAGUGUCUGCCAACGCCAUGGAACGAUAUCGCAGCUUCGGGGACAGCCCACGAUCUCCCUGAACUUGUGAUUCCCGACGAAUACCCGGUGGACAAGUCCCUGCUAUUCCCAGACAUGUACCUCUCGGUCUUUGCCGACCAGCCCAUUGAGACCGUCCCACCUCCAGGCGACCUGGCCAGCAGCUUGUUCCGCGACGCCAUCGUCGACACCAUCAACAUCCUCGACUGCAACCGGAUGUCCGUUUCUCGAUUCUUGAUCGAGGUAGACUGUUUCUUCAACCCCAAAUCGUUCAUCAAACGGGCGACUCCCUACGACCGCGUUACCGAGGUCGCAAAUGGCGACCAACUCUCCUCCUGGAAGCCGGAAGACGUUGCCGUCGAUGCCAUCUUCAGCCAGCUCUUCAGACUGCCUACCCCAGUUCACAAGCUGGUGUACUACCACUCAAUCCUGACCGAGCUGUGUAAGCUCGCUCCUGCCGCAAUUGCGCCUAGCUUGGGAAGAGCCAUCAGGUUCAUGUACCGAAAUCUAGAGAUCAUCGAUAUCGAGUUGAUCAACCGGUUUACCGACUGGUUCUCGCACCAUCUGAGUAACUUUGGUUACACGUGGAAGUGGACCGAAUGGAGCGAGCAUCUCAACUUCGCCGAUGUGCACCCGAAGAAGGCUUUCAUCUUGGGAUCGUUAGAGAAGGAGAUUCGUUUGAGUUUUGCCACGAGAAUCAAGGGAACUUUGCCGGAUGCCUUCAAGGAGCUCAUUCCGGAGGAGAGGGAGAAGGAGCAGCCUGUCUUCAAGUUCGACUUGACUGAAAACCCUUUCAAGACCGAAGGAAAGGCCCUCCUCAUCGCCGUCAGCGAACGCAAAGAAGAGGAAGAAAUCGAGCCGAUGAUCCAAAUCAUCGCUGACCUCGCUGCCGAAAAGGGUCUUGCUGAUGCCUCCGACCCCCGUGCACUGGCCCGCGAUGCAUAUAUUACCUGUAUCUGCCAUAUCGGUGCUAAAUCCCUCUCACACGUUCUCUCCUGCAUAGAGCGCUGCAAAGAGAAGCUGUUAGCGAUAGGCCUCGAGCACCCCGAUGCGCGCCGACAAAUCGUAGGUUCAGUACUAAGCUACUGGAAAGACCAGCCCGGUAUCGGUGCCAACGUAGUCGACAAGCUCCUCAACUACUCUGUGGUCGCGCCCAUCUCCGUAGUCGAGUGGGUCCUGUACGACGCCGGCCCCGAGGCGCUCGCAAAGACCUACGCGUGGGAAAUGGUCGCCACAACUAUCAACAAGGUUAACAACCGUGUCCGCCAGAUCGUGGCCGCGAAGCCUAGUGUGCUUGGCGCCGAAGGCGUGACAAAGGAACAGAUUGACCAGUUUGAGGAGACGCUGACGAAUGCGGAGGCCGAGCAGGCGCUAAUCCUCUCCGAGGUCGAGAAGCGCCUCGGCGAGCUGGCUCUGCUGAAGGACGAGGACGAGAGUGCCAACGGAGAGAACCGUGUCUGGGUUCAGUGGUGGGCUAAGGGCUGGCUACGCGCGUUCAGGAGGAUGUUUGAGGUCGGCGAGGAUGGCACGUUGCAGAUCAAUAAGAGCGCGAAUGGGAAUGGGUAUGGGAAUGUGGAGGUCAAGAUGGCCGAUGUCGACGAGACUGAGGUUGAGGCUAAGGUUGAGGCUAAGGAUGAGGCUGAGGCUGAGGUUGAUAUGAAGAUGGAGGUCAAGAUGGAGGGUUGACAUGGAUAGGUCUCGCGUGAGGGUACUGUAGGAUAGAUAUCUGAUUGUUGGAUUUGUUGAAAUGGUGGUGAUUGUACUAGUGUUUAUGGUUGUUUUUAGGCAGUAUCGGCUCUUUGCCGUUGUGGAUGUGCAUCGAGUGGGAC
This is a messenger RNA of Tricharina praecox, 2887 nucleotides long. Its product is annotated as MIF4G like-domain-containing protein. The record is from RefSeq and is a predicted model, not a curated record. The transcript is spliced from 7 exons. Gene Ontology annotation, biological process: mRNA export from nucleus; nuclear-transcribed mRNA catabolic process, nonsense-mediated decay. Gene Ontology annotation, cellular component: nucleus; nuclear cap binding complex. Gene Ontology annotation, molecular function: RNA cap binding; mRNA binding. The coding region runs from base 48 to 2744 and encodes 898 amino acids. Lineage: Eukaryota; Fungi; Ascomycota; Pezizomycetes; Pezizales; Pyronemataceae.